Molecule: messenger RNA, 1383 nt
Organism: Penicillium maclennaniae
Lineage: Eukaryota; Fungi; Ascomycota; Eurotiomycetes; Eurotiales; Aspergillaceae
Exons: 1
Coding region: 1-1383 (460 amino acids)
Source: RefSeq, a predicted model, not a curated record
AUGCGCCUAUCGCUGGCGCGAGCUUUAAAAACAGGCGGUCCUCACUUCUCACGCGUCUCUCUUCAGCUCCCUUCACAUGUUUCAUCGCAAUUCUCUUGGACAAACACUUCACAUCCGCAAUCCGGUAGAUUUCUGAGCUCCGAUAUCAGGAAAGCCGAGAUCAAAAGCUUAGUUCACGCGUCCGUGAACACCUCGCCCACCAGACCCGCCGCCAUCAUGUCUCACACGCCCACCAUCGUCAAGAUCCCAGGGGGUAGCGUUGAGGGUGAGCCCGUCCAUAUUGACGAUGUCCAAUCUCAGUUGAAGGAUAUCCCACGAGAUACUCGAUACCUGCGUAUUGAGGAAGACGCCCCAUCCGCUGAUGAUUGGGCGCUCCUCAGUUCACACUUUACCAGUGUAGAGAAUCUGGAGCUUGAAAGCGGAUACGAUGAAGACUUAAGGGACCAAAUACCUUUACAUUGGCCUCUCCAGCGACUUGAGUUGAGAUCUGCCACAGCGGAAGUGAUCACGACUCCAUUCAUCCAAGAAGGCCGGGUCCCACAUCUCAGCUUGCUUUUGACCUGUGGUCUCCGAUUUGAGGGACCAACGAAUGAUGAGCUAUGGAGGCAGCUUGAUGAGGCGAUCAAGCGCGGCGACAAGAAAGCGGACUACAUUACGGUUGCUGAAGGAACGCCCGAGGAACGCAAGAUCCAAGUGACCUCCCUCCCAACUUUAGUCUGCGACUGGAUGAACGAGCAUACUUGUGUCUCUGAUGCCCAGGAACGCCUCAAGAAUAAUUCGUCCUCUACUCCCAUCAAUAUGAAGACAUUGGAGAUUUUUGAGAACGAUGCCAUGGACGCGUUCUCUCGCAUGGCGUUGGCCCUUCCGCAUGUUGUGUCAAACCUCCAGACCCUGAGGAUCCGAUCGACCAGUGGAUUAGAUUUUCACUAUUUGACAGAAGAGGCAUUUCGUUACACCUUGCCUACUCUAGAAAACCUGAAGACUUUCAACUUCACGGUAGGAGAAGUCUUUGAUGAUCCCACCUACUUGCCCACAUUCUACAAGUUCUUCCCCUCCAAUUUGACAGCCUUGUACAUCCGUGGCCCUACCUCUUUAUGCCAGUCAGAGCAGUGGUCAGAGUGGUUGAAGGCAUUCGAGUCCGAAAAUUAUCUCCCAAAGCUUCGAAAAUUGGCAUUCGUUCUAGAUCUACACUAUGAGGAUGUGCCCGCGUCAUCGGGCAGACGCAAUAGCAUUGAGCCAACCAUUGAAGCUUUGGAACAAGCACGCAAGGAAUGUCAGCGUCUCUGCAACAUUGCUAAAAGGCGCGGAAUUGAUAUUAUGGACAUACCUGUUGAGCAUGUCAAUGCGGGCAACCUGUUCAAGCCAGUGGAUCCCCGAUGGUAA